GGGAGGUACAGUAGGACGUGGGAGGAGUAUCGAGGGAUAUUUCUCUGAAACUACACUGUAAUUCUUUGUCUUUUGUUUGAGCCCCAGCAGGAUGAGAACAGCGCUGCUCAGUGUUUACCUGCUGGCUGUGUUGACGGCCAUCGCUCAGGCCUCACCAGCAGGGAGCAGCGACCCCGUGGUCUCUCUGAAAAAUGGCCGGAUCAGAGGAGAAUAUGUGACUGUUAAAGGCACAGAGAGGAGGGUGAAGCAGUACCUGGGGAUCCCCUUCGCUCGGCCCCCCGUCGGGCCUCUUCGCCUGGCUGCUCCCCAGGAUGUGGAGCCCUGGGAGGGUGAGCGAGACGGAACAAAGCAGCCACCAAUGUGCAUCCAGGAUCCAGACAUAGUCGUGAACGUUUCCAAAACCAUGUCACUAGAAUUCACCCCACCGGAGCUCUCAGAGGACUGUCUGUAUCUGAACGUCUACACUCCAGCUGAAGCAACAACAGCCAACAAACUGCCUGUGAUGGUGUGGAUCCACGGAGGAGGCCUGGCGAUGGGUGCAGCUUCUCAGUUCGAUGGCGCUCCAUUGGCGGCCUAUGAAAACACGGUGAUGGUCAUCAUCCAGUAUCGUCUGGGCAUCCUGGGCUUCCUGAGCACCGGAGACAGUCACGCUCAGGGGAACUGGGGCUUCCUGGACCAGCUGAAGGCUCUGAGCUGGGUUCAAGAAAACAUCGAGGCCUUCGGAGGAGAUCCUCAAACCGUCACAGUGGCUGGAGAAUCUGCAGGAGGCAUCAGUGCAUCCAUACUGACGUUGUCUCCAAAAGCUAAAGGAUUGUUCCACAGGGCAAUUUUCCAAAGUGGAGUAGCAACACUUGGGACCUACACCACCAACCAUCCUCUGACUUACGCCCAGAUUAUUGCCAACCUCACUGAAUGCAGCCACAGCAGCACAGAGGAAAUUGUUCGCUGUAUCAAGGGAAAGAGCAAAGACGAGCUCGUCGCUGCAACCAAAAAGAUGAAGAUUUUCCUGGGAGCCGUGGCGGACGGAGACUUUCUGACCGACACGGCCGUGGAGCUUCUGAAGAGGAAAGAGGUUCUGAAGGUUCCGGUGAUGAUGGGGAUCACCAACCAUGAGUUUGGAUGGAUUCUGCCUCAGAGCUUCGCCCCUCCUGGCUGGGAGAACGGGAUGAACAGGGAGUCGGUGCUGGCGGUGGUCAACAUGUUCAACCCUACAGGGGCCUCUGCAGAGAACAACCUGAUCAUAGACGAAUACCUGAAAGAUGCUAAAACUCCAGAAGAGAUCAGAGACGCAUUCACAGAAAUCAUUGGAGAUCUGCUGAUGACGCUGCCGGUGGUGACGGUGGCCGGAUACCACGCAGAUACUGGAGCUCCAGUCUACAUGUAUGAGUUUGUGUAUCGAGCUCAGGUCCACAAACACAACCGUCCGAGCUUCGUGAAGGCCGACCAUGCUGAUGACGUCGGCUUCAUGUUUGGAGCUUGUUUCUGGAACGGAGCAGUAAAAAUCCUAGGCACCGUCACAGCCGACGAUGAAAGUUUAUGUCGGACGAUGAUGUCUUACUGGGCCAACUUUGCUCGAACUGGUUCCCCCAGUGGUCCCGGUCUGGUCUCAUGGCCUCAGUACGACCGUCAGAAGCAGCAGUACAUGGAGCUGGAUGUGAUCCAGACGGUGAAACAGAAGCUGAAGAAGGACCGGGUCCACUUCGCCACCAUCAGCCUCCCCCAGAAGCUGCAGCAGUUAGCGGCAGCAGCUAAAGCCGCUAACUGAAGCUCUGCAUCAUCUGUUUUAGAGUUUGUUGUCAUUUUACGCCUCCACACUAUGAUUAAUCUGGCGCCUGUUGGUGGAUUUACCGGGCUCCUGCUCCAGAAUCUUUUAAUUGUGUGUUUUGUAAUGUAGCUGUAAUUAAAGGAAAUCUCUUCACUGGA
This is a messenger RNA of Amphiprion ocellaris (clown anemonefish), 1923 nucleotides long. It is a transcript of the gene ces3, whose product is annotated as carboxylesterase 3. The record is from RefSeq and is a predicted model, not a curated record. The transcript has 13 exons. Bases 92 to 1765 code for a protein of 557 amino acids. Lineage: Eukaryota; Metazoa; Chordata; Actinopteri; Pomacentridae.